CUAACUUUCAUUCCAGGAUUAAUUCAAGAGUCUUUGACCGGCUUGUGGAGAAUUCCUUGGGCGUUGUCUCUCGGCGCGCUACAUGGGAAACGUGAUAAAAUUCUCCCUAGGGGCGAAGAUCGAUUCAAAUUGCGAGUCCAUUUCACGGUGGCGCUUCUGCGCCAAAAUUCUAAUUGCAGAGUAACCAAGAGAUAUUUGUACGUAGAUGGGAAGGCGCGUUGGGAGGCGAAGAAGGACCACAAUGUUGUCCUUGAAGAGGCUACCAUAUUGGGGGAUGAGCAUCGGCUUUUUCGAAUGUGGAUAGAACUAUCGGAAGGAUUCGCACGUCUAGCAAAAGACGAUCCAGGAGAUGCUGAUGUUAACUGGACACAAGUGGCUCGAGGUUUGAAUUGGACGGAGCCGGAUGGAAGGACUGAGGCUGGCGCACUGAUUGCUAAAAUCUCUGGCAAGCUUGGAGCAAACUCGCCGGACUUAGCGAUCGAUAGUGACUCUGUCAAUCAAUGGAAGCGUGAGAAGUCGCGUGCGAUUGUCGUUAAUAGGCGAUCUGACUCACGGCGCGAGGAUCUAGAAAGAAUAUAUAUUUAG
Molecule: messenger RNA, 585 nt
Organism: Colletotrichum abscissum
Lineage: Eukaryota; Fungi; Ascomycota; Sordariomycetes; Glomerellales; Glomerellaceae
Exons: 2
Source: RefSeq, a predicted model, not a curated record